AUGGAUGGAAAGAGCGAGUUCAAGGAGGAGCUCAUCAACUACAUUUUGCUGAAGAAGUAUGGCAAGGGGGCGCAGGAUCCGCCAGUGUAUUCCAAUGCAUUGAAGAAAGCACCCCAGGAGAUGUUUCCUCCGGGUCUUGUGGAUGCUCUUGAUUCGUAUUCCAUAAACCUGAGCCGCUCUGAGGGAGUGGAGUUUCUAGUGUUGCUAAACUCCCUUGUGAAUGAUAUCCGCUCUGAGGAGGUCAAGGACAUUAUAUUUGGGAUGAUUAACACAAACCAGAUGUUGACCAAGCUCAUGAAGGACAAAAAGGAAGUGGAGAGAUUCCCGGAUACCUGCAAGAUGUAUUCGGAACAGUUCAAAGCAAACAAGCCUCUACUGAAGGAGUUCAAUGCAGGAUCCAGGAAGGAGCAGGGGAACCUUGAGAUUGGAGAACCCUCCGAGAAUGUUGUGACUAGAUUCCCCCCUGAACCGAAUGGGCGCCUCCACAUAGGGCAUGCAAGAGCAGCAUUACUGAACUGGUACUUUGCAAGCAAAGGAAACGGACGGCUUUUGGUCAGGUUCGAUGACACAAACCCAGAAAAGGAAGAAGAGAGGUUCGAAAGGGGAAUUCUCUCGGACCUCAGCCUUCUGGGGAUUAAUGAGUACACCCUUUCGCACACCAGUGACUAUUUCGAUAAGAUUAUUGACCUGGGGGUUUUUUUGAUUGGGGAGGGAAAGGCGUAUGCAGAUAAUACUCCACAGGAGGUGAUGAGAGACGAGAGAGGAAGGGGCGUUGAGUCUAGGUGCAGAAGCAUGGAUGUAGAAGAAAGCAAAAGGAUAUUUAAGGAAAUGGCCAGGGGAAAUGCCUCGGGAUAUUGCCUAAGAGCAAAGAUCGACAUGUCGAGCUCCAACAAGGCCAUGAGAGACCCUGUUAUCUUUAGGGUGAAUGAAUCGCCUCACCACAGAACAGGAGAUAAGUACAAGGUCUAUCCUACAUACGACUUUGCAUGUCCCAUUGUUGACAGCCUGGAGGGGAUCACACUGUCGCUUAGGGCGAACGAGUACAGGGACAGAAACCAGCAGUACUACUGGUUCAUUGACAACCUUCGGCUUAGAAACAGACCCAAAAUCCACGACUUCUCAAGGCUUAACUUCGAGAACACGGUUCUUAGCAAAAGAAAGCUUAAGUAUUAUGUCGAUAACGGAUUUGUAUCUGGAUGGGACGACCCAAGGCUGGCGACGAUUGCAGGAAUAAAGAGGCUUGGGAUGAAUAUGGAGGCGCUGAGGGAGUACAUCCUGAUGCAAGGGGUUUCCCAAAAGACCUGCACUAUCUCCUGGGACAAGGUGUGGGCGAUUAACAGGAAAAAAAUCGAUCCCGUUUCCGCAAGAUAUUUCUGUGUCCAGCAAAGAGAUGCCGUUGAGGUAUCGAUUGACAACACGUCUGAAUACACGAUGGAUGUUCCAAAGCACAAGAAGAACGGAGAUCUUGGGACAAAGGAGGUUUUCUAUUCAAGCCAGAUAUUGCUUUCUCAAGAGGACGGCAGAGUGCUGCAGGACAACGAGGAGUUUACACUGAUGAACUGGGGAAAUGCUAUUGUGAAGAGCAAAACCGUUGAAAAUGGAACUGUGACCAAAAUGGAAGUGUCCUUGAAUCCGGAUGGAGACUUUAAGCUGACAAAGAACAAAAUGUCCUGGGUUUCGAAGAGAGGGUCAGUGACUGUUGAGCUUGCUGAAUACGGCAACCUGAUGAAUGAUGAGGACACAGAAGACCUGGCAUUGAGGUUUAACAGGAACUCUGUCAAGAAGGAAUAUUGGUACGCUGAGUCUGCUAUUAUAAAUGUUAGAGAGGGAGAAGUAAUCCAAUUUGAGCGAAACGGGUUUUAUUAUUGCGACGGAUUUCUGGUAUUUAAUUUACUACCCUUUACCAAGCAAAAGAGAACGGGCAAUUAA
Molecule: messenger RNA, 1929 nt
Organism: Encephalitozoon cuniculi GB-M1
Lineage: Eukaryota; Fungi; Microsporidia; Unikaryonidae
Exons: 1
Coding region: 1-1929 (642 amino acids)
Biological process (GO): glutamyl-tRNA aminoacylation; translation
Cellular component (GO): cytosol; methionyl glutamyl tRNA synthetase complex; cytoplasm
Molecular function (GO): glutamate-tRNA ligase activity; ATP binding
Source: RefSeq, marked provisional